UAAAGAUCAACAUUUGAGAAUAGGAACUUUACCUUUUUGGCAAAAUUGCCCCUUAUCUAAACUCUCCAAUUUAACCAUAUUUCAUUAAUAUUAGAUUAAUUUUACUUUUCAUAUUUUAUUUUUACCUAGUCUGUCUUGUAAAUUGUAAUUGUGUAUAAAUAUCAGUGUAUGCAGUCCAUUGCUUAACCAUCCGACACUUCUCUUCUGACAACCUCUAAUGGAGUCUCGUUUCUUUUCAUCCCUUGUGACUUUCCUUGUAUUUUCAUCGCUGAGCUUGAGCCCAUGGUUAGCGUUUGCCGGGCGCCCCGCAACAAGCGGUAAUCAAAAGUGUUGCUUCCCAGCAAUAUUCAACUUUGGUGACUCCAAUUCAGACACUGGUGGGUUAUCAGCAGUGUUUGGUCAGGCUCCUCCCCCUCAUGGCAUGACAUUCUUCGGCGGUCCCGCUGGCCGCUACUGUGAUGGCCGUGUCAUUGUUGACUUCAUUGCUGAGCACUUUGGAUUACCAUACACUAGUCCAUAUCUGAGUGCGAUAGGAACCGACUUAAACUAUGGAGCCAACUUCGCCACGGCAGGAUCAACCAUCAGACCCCAGAACACAACUUUUCAUGAUACCGGUUUCAGUCCCAUUUCCUUGGAUGUUCAGUGGAAUGAGUUCUAUGAUUUCCAUACUAGAUCCCAAGUUGUCCGUAACCACAGUGGAGUUUACCAGAAAUUAUUGCCCAAGAAUAAAGCAGCUUAUAGGGAUAUAUUGCCCCCCAUUGAUGUCUUCAACAAUGGCUUGUACACAUUCGAUAUUGGCCAAAACGAUCUCACUGCUGGUUACUUCCUAAACAAGACUACUGAUGAAGUUCGAGAAUAUGUCCCAGAAGUUGUUAAUAAGCUGAAAGACAUCAUCAGCUGGAUAUACGGGCUUGGAGGAAGAAGCUUUUGGAUUCACAAUACAGGUCCGGUUGGCUGUCUACCGUAUGUCUUUGAACGUAUUCCAGUUUUAGCUUCACAGGUUGAUAAGGCUGGAUGCGCAAUCCCAUUCAACGAUGUGGCUCAAUAUUUCAACAGCAAAUUGAAAGAAGCUGUGGCACAAUUGAGGCAGGAGUUUCCAUUGGGCGCCUUCACAUAUGUUGAUAUCUACAAAUUAAAAUAUACCAUGUUUCACGAUGGAGCCAAGCACGGUUUCACGGAAACGAUAAAGAAUUGCUGUGGUUUUGGUGGAAGGUAUAAUUUCAACUUGAAACAGGGCUGUGGAUCAACGGAAAUUGUGAAUGGGACGCAGGUGGUGUUGGGAAAGGCAUGUGACAAACCAGGAGAAUAUGUUGUUUGGGAUGGAGUACACUUCACUGAAGCAGCUAACAAAUUUAUCUACAACAAUAUUGUUAGUGGAGCUUAUUCGGAUCCCCCUGUUCCUUUGGAUAUGGCUUGCCACAGAAUGGAUUGAGCCAGCUAGUUUUCAUUUCUGUUUAUGCACAGGCUAGCUAGAUUUUCCAUCUUCUCUUGUUAGCAAUGCACAUUUUAGUUGAAAAUAAUUAAUAAAAUUUGGAAGCAGUUUCUUAGUUCUA
Pistacia vera is the source of this 1553-nucleotide messenger RNA. Its product is annotated as alpha-L-fucosidase 3-like. The transcript is spliced from 4 exons. The record is from RefSeq and is a predicted model, not a curated record. Bases 218 to 1432 code for a protein of 404 amino acids. Lineage: Eukaryota; Viridiplantae; Streptophyta; Magnoliopsida; Sapindales; Anacardiaceae. Gene Ontology annotation, molecular function: hydrolase activity, acting on ester bonds.